Messenger RNA from Anthostomella pinea, 2700 nucleotides. The record is from the annotation of a GenBank genome assembly. NCBI's taxonomy places the organism in Eukaryota, Fungi, Ascomycota, Sordariomycetes, Xylariales, Xylariaceae.
AUGGAUCUACGCUCUAUCUUGACCACCGAAGGGGGAGCGGCGGCGGCAGCAGCAGCAGAGCCAGGAGGAAGAGCUGGCGCAUCGGCAUCGUCUUUAUCCAAACCUCCUCCGCCGCCGCCGCCGUCCCUGUCGAUGCCGACGUCUGCCACUGGCACUGCGAACCCAGCCGCGCCCGCGACCCCCGUCCAGGCUGGUCCGCCGUCUCACGCCUUCAGAGACUACAGCCAUUCGACCCACGCCUCCCCCAUCGCCCAGCACGCUCACGUCCACGACUACUCGGGCCACAACCCGUCUCCUGCUGGCCCCGGCCCUGGCCACGGCCCCUAUGCGUCACCGACCAGCUAUCAUCCGCCCGCCAAUGUCUUUGUCGGCAGGCCGCCCGUCCCUCCACUUCAGCCUCCGGGCUCGCACGACCCGCGAUCGCCCGGCAGCGCCACACUGUCUGGCCCUUCGCCGUACCGACAGACACCCACGUCCUCGGUGAGCGCCAGCAGCGGCGGCUACCCUUUCCCAUCGGCACAGCAGCCGCCUGCGAGCCCCGGGCAGCGACACCUCUACGGACCUGCUACCGCCUACUCGCGAGACAGCUACCCUCCGCCUCCGCCUCAGGCGUCUGCGCUGCCGCCUGUCGGCGUACCGUCGAACCAUGCGUCCAUCUCGUACAUGCAGGGCCAACAGCCGCAACAGCCAAUGCCGCAGACACCGCCGGUCGGGACACCUGGCGGCAGUCACCAAUAUCUACAUCAGCGAUCGCUCUCGAUGCGCUCGACGCCCACCCCGUCGUCGGCCCAUAGCCAACACGCAGCGUACGGACCGCCCUAUGCGCAGGGCAGCCCCAUCACAUCCACACACCAUCCUCCCUCGCACCUCGAGCAGCACCACCCACAACACCCACACCAGCUAUCGCAGCCUCCAACUCCUCUCGGGCCCCCCAUGCCAGGUCCUCCACGGCAGUCUCCCGCCACAGCCUACCAGCAACCCCCGAGUCCAUAUCAGCAGCGCAUGCCCUCCACGACAGCCUCAUAUCCUCCUAACCUAGCGCACUCGCACACGUCUCCUCCACCGCCUGCACCCGCCUCAAUUUCGCGCAUGUCGAGUGCAGGCCACAACACGUACGACGCCGUUGCCGAAUCGCACAGAAGAUCACAGUCCCAACAAUCACGCAGCGAGCGUGAAAGGAGUGUGAGUGUCUCACCAAAGACACGUGUACCCAGUAUUCCGAGCAGCACGGGUCAACACGUCCCCUCCAUCGGUGGCGAGCCCGAACCGUACCAUUCUCAACCUCCCCCACAACCACCAACCAACUCCGUUGCCAUCAUGGAUGCGCAGCGCGACGCUACCCCGGCCAAGAGAAAGCUCGACGACCGAGACCUGCGGCCCGACGAGCUGGAGAACCAUCGGCAGCCACCACCUGCCCCCAGGCUGAACGGCAAUCAUGGUCUCCAGUCGCAGGCCAUUCCGCAAUCCUCCACCUCGCCCAUGAUGCCGCGACGCAAGCGUGUGACACAUAGCAGCCCUCCCGUCUGGGCCCAGUGUGGCAGAGGUCGCGCGCUCAAUGCGAGCCGCAACUUCUCCAUCAAGCAGAACGGCGCCGCUUCCAUCGGGGCCUCCACCAGCGACGCUAUCGUCAACGGAAAUCACCAAGAUGCCGGCGGCAGUGUCAAGUCGGAGCAGCUUUCCCGCCACAAUUCACCCGAGGCAACACGGUCCGUGACCACAGUCAAAGCAGAAGAACCCACCAUGCCGGCACCCAUCAAGGACGCCGCGACUUUCGAAGGCAGGCCCUUCCCGUGGGAGCCCAGCAUCGAAAACGUCAAGCCCUUCGAAGUCGUGUCUCGCUCUGUCGCCGACUUCAUCUACCUCAAGGUCAUGAACAAUCCAAAUCACGACGAGAUGCAAACUCGGGGCGUGCAAUACGAGAUCGAGGCCAAGCUGGGGACUAUCAUUGACAAGGCGACAAACGAACGCAUCGACUUGCGUAUCCAUGCGGGCGAGUGCAUCAUAGGCGAAGAUGCUAGGAUAGCCUUCCGCAGCUCCAUGACCGAGAACCAACACCGCGGCAUGAAUGAAUACUUGAACGAACAAGUCAAAGCCUCCUUCCCCCGCCAUCCCAACGCCGCCUCUCGGGUGCCAGUCCACUACGUUCACCGCCGCGAGGUCGAUCGGUUCUACGAGCUCCCGGCCCAGAUGCGCCAGAGACUGCCCGCUUGCGUCGCGAAUCUGCUGCAGCCAAACUCGGCGUUGAAGGCCCGCGUGUCGUACGACCAGAAGACGGGAGACGUCAUAGCCAAGAUCGUCAAGGCGCGUGUCGGUGACAUUCACAUACACCUCCCACACAUGCUCCUGGAUUGCCGCAUCAGCAUCAACAUGGAGUGGGACUGGGAGGGUACGGCCGACGAGAUCGAACAUAACCAGGUUCCAAACAAGGAGCGCUUCCCCGACCGCAACAAGGAUCGACUCAGCUAUAAGCACGGCUUCUAUUCGAUCGACCUGACUCAGGUCACACAAGGCACUCAGGGAUCGCAGCCGCAGAUGGGUGCCAACAAGGAGCACGAACUGGAGGUCGAGUUAGACUCUACCGCGAUACUGGAACACGGCCGGCGCAUUGGAAACGGUGAGCCGAGCCGAUAUACGGACCUGGUCGACGGUUUGGUCGACAAUGUACGCGUGCUCGCCAGACGCUGCCCACAACCAGCUUGA